AUGGCAGCCGCAGCGGGCAGGCCGGAGGUGUGCAGGGAUUUCCUUAAGACCGGGUGUCGAGGAGGCGUGGGAGGGUUCCAGGAUCCCUUUUUCACCCGCGACCCACACCGGACCACGUUUCUGACGCAAAUCGCAACCCCCCGCUCGCCUCACCCCCUCCAACAGGGUGCAUGCUUUCGCGAUAACUGCCGCUACGCGCACAGCAGCCAGGACGGCUCGCAACCCGCAGCGCAGGCGAAUCAGCCCAUAUGUCGCGACUUCCAGAACGGAAGGUGCUUCCGCGCAAGUUGCCGAUUCUAUCACGGCACCGCCGCGGAACUCGCCGCCGCUCAGGCUGCCGCCGCUGUCGGUGUCAGCGCCGCCACCUUCGCCGCGCUCGGUGGCCAGCAACUGCUCAUGCCCCAGGUUGACGGCAUCAACGCGCUGCAGCGAGCCAUGAGCCUGCCAGUCAACGUCCAGCGCUCCGGCUCCUUCGACGGUCACAACAGCUACGACGCGCAGCUGCUCGCAAGUCUGGACCCCACCACCGCCGCCGCGCUCCUCGCGGCCAACGGUAACGGGUUUCACAGCUGGAACGGCACCCCGAACGGGGUGUCUUCGCCGCUGGGCGGGAACACGUCAGCGGCGGCGGCGGCGGCGGCACUGCUCGCCGCGGCAGGUGGUUCCCCCAGCGGCGCGGGUAACAUCGCCUCCCUGCUCGCCAUACAGUCCGCACAGCUCCAGCAGCAGCAGAACAAGGCGAAUGGCGCUGAUACGACCGGCCAGUGGGUGGCCAUUCAGCAGCAACUUCAGCAGCUUCAGCAGCAGCAACAGCAGCAGGGCAACAACGGAGUCCCCGCCCCGGGGCUGCUCAGCCGAUCGCUCGGAGAUCAUUCUAAGCUGAACGGCUACAUUAACGGAAACGGACAUCUCAAUGGCCAUGGCAACGACCACACGAAUGGGGGCUUCGACGCGGCGAGGCGCGCCAGCGUCGACAUCGGCGCUAUGAGCACGCUGGCAAACGGCGCUGCCAAGAUGGAGGUGUUCAAUUCCAUCAUCAACGGAAGGUCAAGCCUGGAUCUCGGCGCGGAUCUCAGGCACGGGGUGAACGGCAACGGUCACACCAACGGCGGCUAUCCCAUCAAUGGCAACGGCAACGGGCACAUCAACGGUGGCUAUCCCAUCAAUGGCAACGGCAGCAGCAACGGCUUGGCCAACGGCGGUAGCCUCAGUUCAACCGGCGGUCUCUGGAGCUUCGACGGCGAAGGCGGCAGCCCGCUCGCCAGCCGCAGGACCUCGUUUGACCCGGGAAGCCGCAGGACCUCGAUGGGAGACGUCGGCGUCGGUCGAUCCCGGCUGAGCCUGGACGGGAUUGGCGGGGGCUACGGCGGGAUGUGGUCCGAGGACAGGUCUGGGGUGCUGAACCGGGGUUCGCCGCGCCAGAGCCUCAGCCUCGACAUACUGCCAGAACACGUCAGCAACAACAACGGUAUCCCCGCGAAGCUCACUUCGGGACUUUCAGUGAACGGUGGCACCAUUGGCUCUUCCUUCGGCUCGGGGGAUGAGUCAAAGCUGCCCGCGACCCUGAUGGAGCAGCCCGCAAAAGGCAACUACAGCCUUUUCUAG
This is a messenger RNA of Micromonas commoda, 1605 nucleotides long. RefSeq lists its product with no specific name. The record is from RefSeq and is a predicted model, not a curated record. Bases 1 to 1605 code for a protein of 534 amino acids. The transcript is spliced from 3 exons. Lineage: Eukaryota; Viridiplantae; Chlorophyta; Mamiellophyceae; Mamiellales; Mamiellaceae. Gene Ontology annotation, molecular function: metal ion binding.